This is a messenger RNA of Aspergillus oryzae RIB40, 684 nucleotides long. RefSeq lists its product as uncharacterized. Lineage: Eukaryota; Fungi; Ascomycota; Eurotiomycetes; Eurotiales; Aspergillaceae. The coding region runs from base 1 to 684 and encodes 227 amino acids. The record is from RefSeq and is a predicted model, not a curated record. The transcript is spliced from 2 exons. Gene Ontology annotation, cellular component: outer membrane.
AUGUCUGACCCUUAUGCCCAACACCCACACUACGCUCCUCCUGGUCCUGGACCCGAGGCCAACUUUUAUGCGCCCGCAGAUAGCGUAUACCAAAACCCACCGUACGAUUAUGAGCCCCAGAAUCCGUAUACGCAGCAAUCUCCUCCAAACCAAAACUACCAAUAUGGCUCGCAGUAUGACUUAGCGCAAACACCCAGGUCUUAUCCCCCUCAAAUGUCGGGCCCACAGCAAGACUACCUCAAUCCGGCUUCUGCGGGAGGCUUUGAGCAGGAAAAUAACCAUCGAGAAAGUAACGCUGAUUAUUACAACGCGCCCACCGACGAACAAGAUCGGCACCAUCCUCCAGACUCUCGUCCCCAAGAAGCCGACAACACUUCCGACAAUGAGGGAACUGAGCGCAAUCUUGCAGGGGCACUUGCUGGUGGCGCUGGUGGCUAUGUUUUGGGACGCCAAAGUAACCAUGGUCUUCUAGGGGCUGUGGGGGGUGCGAUACUAGGGAACUUCGUCGGAGACAAGAUGGAGGAUAAACCAGAUGAUGAGGAGGAUGGUCAUCAUCACCGUCACCACCACCACCAUGGCCAUCAUCACCACCGUCACAAGCAUCGUCACGGCCAUCGCCAUCAUAGUCAUCAUGGUCAUCAUCGCAGUCAUUCUCGGCACAGUAGCCAUAGCGGUAGCUACUGA